CUUGAAACUAGAAGAACAAAACCUAACAAGAUGUCUGGACGUGGAAAGACCGGCGGCAAAGCCAGAGCUAAGGCCAAGACCCGCUCAUCCCGUGCGGGGCUCCAGUUCCCAGUGGGCCGUGUUCACAGGCUGCUGAGGAAAGGAAACUACGCCGAGCGCGUCGGCGCCGGAGCUCCAGUCUAUCUGGCGGCGGUGCUCGAGUAUCUGACCGCUGAGAUCCUGGAGCUGGCUGGAAACGCUGCCCGCGAUAACAAGAAGACCAGGAUCAUCCCCCGUCACCUGCAGCUGGCCGUCCGUAACGACGAGGAGCUCAACAAGCUGCUGGGUGGAGUCACCAUCGCUCAGGGUGGUGUUCUCCCCAACAUCCAGGCUGUCCUGCUGCCCAAGAAAACCGAGAAAGCAGCCAAGGCCAAGUAAACCGUUACAGUUUCAAAACUAC
Messenger RNA from Xiphophorus couchianus (Monterrey platyfish), 439 nucleotides. Its product is annotated as histone H2A. The transcript has a single exon. Gene Ontology annotation, molecular function: DNA binding; protein heterodimerization activity; structural constituent of chromatin. The record is from RefSeq and is a predicted model, not a curated record. Gene Ontology annotation, cellular component: nucleosome. NCBI's taxonomy places the organism in Eukaryota, Metazoa, Chordata, Actinopteri, Cyprinodontiformes, Poeciliidae. Bases 31 to 417 code for a protein of 128 amino acids.